Messenger RNA from Fusarium poae, 1287 nucleotides. RefSeq lists its product as uncharacterized. Lineage: Eukaryota; Fungi; Ascomycota; Sordariomycetes; Hypocreales; Nectriaceae. The record is from RefSeq and is a predicted model, not a curated record. Gene Ontology annotation, molecular function: chromatin binding. Bases 1 to 1287 code for a protein of 428 amino acids. The transcript is spliced from 4 exons.
AUGAGUAAUCGCAAACGAUCGCGAUCCGUCGGGGAGGAGAAUCGCGCAGAGUGUCCUUUUACAAUUACUUACGCGAAUAACCCAUCGCGCGCAGAACAGGAGCGUCACAAAAACAAGAAGCGGAAGCGCGACGGUCAAGAUGACGACAAACGAGUUCAAAUUCAAAUUUCUCCCUUCUCUCCAACAGGCACCUUCAAGACCCAUGACACCAUGGACUUGUAUUACACAGUUGAACCUGGGAAGCGAUGGCAAGACAUGACGCGAUACAACAGCUUCGUCCUUAAUAGCAUCAAGUACUACAGCGAAGGUUUCGUCUAUGUCGCCAACGAGUCAACCGUCGAGCAUCAAAAGGCUCAGAAUGAAAGCAAUGGCGCCUACAAAAAAGACAGUAGAGAAGAAUCUUGGGUAGCGCGCAUCCUUGAGAUCCGAGCUUCUGACGAGCACCAUGUCUAUGCACGCGUUUACUGGAUGUACUGGCCUGAUGAACUGCCUCCUGGUACCAUAGACGGCAAGAAGACCGUGCAGGGUCGUCAGCCAUACCAUGGCCACAAUGAACUAAUUGCAUCUAAUCAUAUGGAUAUUAUCAACGUUGUCAGUGUAACAGCACCUGCAUCAGUCAACCAGUGGAUCGAGUCCGACGAUGAGGAGAUUCAAGACGCGCUUUAUUGGCGCCAAGCAUAUGACUGCCGCAAUUCACAGCUUUCAUCGGUUGAUAUCAUGUGCAAAUGCCAAACACCUGCAAACCCCGAUAAGACUCUCAUAGGAUGUACGAACUCGGAGUGCGGCCAAUGGAUGCAUCGUGAAUGCCUGGCCCAUGAUGUACUCAUGCAAGUUUAUGAACGCCUAGGCACCGAUAAGCCUCACCGGACCGAGGGAGCGAGUGUUAAGGAAGAAAAGCCCGAGGAAGCAACACGUCCCCUGUCACCUACCGAUGCCGAAGAGAAAGAGACCCAGCCAACGAUCGAUGUUCGCUCUGGAGAGACACAAGAUAAUGUUCACGUCAAGAAGGGCAUUCGUGAAACAACCAGGGACACCGACACCCCGACACCCGGACCAACACCAUCGAGAACUAUUGCCGCGGCAUCGGCCAAAGGCACGGCUAAAAGAGGUCGCAAAAAGAAGGUCGUAGACCACAAGCCUUACUUGGGACUCUUUGAGGCCAGCCUCAAAAUGCAAGAGGGUCCCACAUCCUGGGAAAUUCGUGAUUUGCGCGAGAAUGUGACAGGCGGCGAAAAGACCUGGACCGAGAAAGCCUACUGUCUGAUAUGUAAUGUUUGUAUUGAAUGA